Molecule: messenger RNA, 1149 nt
Organism: Quercus robur (English oak)
Lineage: Eukaryota; Viridiplantae; Streptophyta; Magnoliopsida; Fagales; Fagaceae
Exons: 1
Coding region: 1-1149 (382 amino acids)
Molecular function (GO): zinc ion binding; nucleic acid binding
Source: RefSeq, a predicted model, not a curated record
AUGCCACCCAAAAAGAAGAGAGUAGCUAAUUCCAAUAGUGAGGAACCUAUUGUUAAUUUGCGAAGGCCAACCAAAGCAAGGGUUGAUACUGAGGCUGAAGUCACUCAAGACAUGAGAAAUAAUGAUCGUCAUAGGGUGACACGCACUGAUCCUUUGGAUGAAGCUGCUGCCCAACUGUUGGACAGGUUGGCCCAUGUUGCUAGUAGAGGCGUAGGUAGAGUAGAGGCAAGGGCUGGUUGCUCUUUUGAGACUUUUAUGAAGCAGAAUCCCCCUUCCUUUGAUGGGAAGCCAGAUCCUACAAAAGCUGAGAAUUGGUUCUUGCAAAUGGAGAAAUUGUUAGAAGCUUUAGAUUGCACUGACUCUCUGAAGGUGCGGUUUGCAACUUUCAAGUUGAUAGGAGAAGCUGAGCGUUGGUGGAGAUCUACUAAAGCCAUUUUGGAGGGAAUGGACACUGAGAGAAAUCCCAUCACUUGGGAGAAAUUUAAAGGGGUUUUCUAUGAUAACUACUUCCCUGAGGUGGUUCGAGAACGAAAAGAGAGGGAAUUUGCUGAUUUGGUGCAAGGAAGUAUGACUGUUGAGCAGUAUGCUGCUAAAUUCAUCGAGUUAUCUCGCUUUGGACGCCACUUAAUCCUUACUGAGACGAAGAAAGCAAGCAGAUUUCAAAAGGGGUUGAAUGAGAGACUUCGACACCAUUUGAUUGCAGCAGGGGUUGAUAACUAUGUAGAGUCAGUUAAGAGAGCUAUGAGACUGGAGGAAGAUUUCAAGAACAAUGUUAGGAAGGAGAACCCACCUAGAAACACUAGACAGACAAACUUUCGUCAAGGCAAUGCUCAAGGUCAUUGGAACAAGAAAGGAUCUUUUGGGAGGUCUGGGAGUAAUUCAUCAUCAAAUAAGCCAAAAAAUAAGAAUCCACCCCAGAAUGCUCAAGGUAGAAGUUUGAAUGCUUGCUCUACAUGUGGAAGGUUUCAUGGAGAUAAGCCGUGUUUCUUUGAAGGAAAGGCUUGUUAUAACUGUGGAAAGACAGGACACUUAGCUAGAAGCUGUACUUCUCCUCAACAAAACUCAAUGGCACAACCUGGAAAGAAUGAUCAGAGGAGGAAAGCACAAGGGAGAGUGUUUGCACUCACACCACAAGAUGUCCAAGCUUAG